AAGGUUUGUUGCAUACUGAUGACGUUGUUAAGCUGGUAUUCAAUGAGGUGGGUUUGGUGAAGCAAACUGGCCCACUGAAAUGGAUUUUUGAUGAACUGAAGCAGUUGCAAGAAAUAAAAUUCCGUUUUAAGGAUAAAGAAAACCCAUUGAAUUACGUUACGCAUAUUUCCUCAGAAUUGCAACGGAUACCGUUCGAAGAUGUAAUUUGCGCGGAUUAUAAGAUGGACCUGUACAAACCAGAUUUGAUAAAAGAAUUAAUCGAACAAAUCAGACCUGAAAAUAUGUUUUAUGCAGUGAUUUCACAACAAUACGCUGGCAAGAAGGGUAAUGUAAAAGAAAAAUGGUACGGGACAGAGUAUAGUAGUACAAAAAUUGACAAGGAGGUUUUAUCGAAAUUCAAUGAUGCACUAGUUCAGAUACCAGAUUUUUUGAGCUUGCCAGCCAAAAAUGACUACAUUGCAACCAAGUUUGAUCUGAAACCACGAGAAGAAACCAAAAAAAUACCAUAUCUUGUCGCGAAUAACGAUUGGUGUCGGUUAUGGUUUAUGCAAGAUAAUGAUUUCAAGCUGCCAAAGUUAAGUACACGAAUAGCUUUCAAAUCACCGAUGAUGCAGUCAGAUCCACUUAAUGCUUAUCUUUCUGCAAUGUUCGUCAUCUGCUUACAGGAUGCUAUUAGUGAAGAAACUUAUAACGCACAUCUUGCUGGGCUGAAAUCAGUGUUCGAUUUGCAAUCCUAUGGCAUUACUUUACAUGUAUCAGGUUAUGAUGAAAAGCAACCGAGAUAUAUCAAUGAUUUAAUUCAGCGCUUUAUCACUUUUGUGCCAGAUGAGGAACGGUACAAAGUAUUGAAAGAAACGUUUUGCCGAAAUUUGCGAAAUUUUCGUCAAAGUCAACCAUAUAUGCAAUCUCAUUAUUAUACUACGUUAUUACUUGGUAACCGACAAUGGAGCAAAGAGGAAAUAUUGGCUUGCGCUGAAAAUUGUGGAGUUGAAAAGUUACAAAAAUUUGCACGUGAAUCAUUACAAGCUUUGCAGAUUGAAGCACUCAUUUAUGGUAAUAGCACAGAAAAAGAGUCUGCCAAAAUUCUCCAUGAAGUUGUGUCGAAGUUUAAAGAACUUCCAGAUACGCGACAUCUCUUUGCUAGCGAAUUGGAUCAGUGUAGAGAGUAUGAAAUUCCAAAAGGAUGUCAAUACGUAUACAAAGCAUUUCAACCAACGCAUCCAAAUGCAUCCAUCAAUUAUGUUAUGCAAACAGGUCAACAAGAUACCCGAGAAAAUGUUUUGCUGGAAUUAGUUGUGCAGCUGGCUGCUGAACCUGCUUUCAAUCAGCUUAGGACUACGGAACAAUUAGGUUAUAUUGUUCACACGGGAGCUAGGCGAAAUAAUGGUGUUCAAGGAAUUGAAUUACUAAUUCAGGGACAACAUAUUCCGGAACAUAUGGAGGAAAGGAUCGAAAAUUUCCUCUCUGAUCUCGAAAAAAUGUCCGAUGAUGAAUUUUUGGACAACGUUGAAGCACUUGCAACCAAACGUCUCGAAAAGCCAAAGACAAUGAAAGCUCAAGCGAGCCGUUAUUGGGCUGAAGUUGAUAAUGGAUUUUAUUUGUUUGAAAGAAAUGAUAUUGAGGUGCCCAUACUACGAAAGCUAACUAAAGCAGAUGUUAUUGAAUAUUUUGACAAACAUUUUGCGGUAAAUUCUUCGGAAAGACGAAAACUUUGCACAAUGGUUUACGCUAAUACCGAAACUGAUGAAACAGUUUCGAAACGCGAAUGUGAUGCUUUUGGUGAUGCAAUACAGUCUCCUGAGCGGAUAAAUGAUAUAAGAUUAUUCAAAUCUCGGUUAUCACUUUAUCCAUUACCGCAACCAGCAAUCGAUAUUAAUACACAUGUUUCGGGGCAAGAAAAAUGCGGUCAAUAG
This is a messenger RNA of Acanthocheilonema viteae, 1913 nucleotides long. Lineage: Eukaryota; Metazoa; Nematoda; Chromadorea; Rhabditida; Onchocercidae. The record is from the annotation of a GenBank genome assembly.